CUCAGGUUGAGGUCGUGCUUGCAUCCUCGACUACGCGGCACUCUUGUGUAGACUGCCUGCAACGCCGCGGCAGCGUGAACCAACGUUUGCGCAUCGCUACAGGCCUCUACCUCCACCUGGAGCCAGCCAGGACACAGCAUCACUGUCAACACAGCUACUGGGAGAGAUCGCAUCGCUGCGCGCAGCAAACGAACGAACGAAAGGAAAAUGCGACAACUCCUCCGCCGCGCGUCACGCACGCUCUCGACGAGCACCAAGCCGCGCCUCGCCGCGCUACGAGAAACACUAGCGCGCGACGCCGCCCCGAAGCCGCCGCCACCGACAACACCAGAAGACGCGCGGUCCUUCUUCGUCGAGACGCGCGGCUGCCAGAUGAACGUCUCCGACUCCGAGGUCGUGCGCACACUGUUAUAUGAAGACGGCCUGCGCGAAGCGGACUCCGCGGCCACCGCCGAUAUUGUACUAUUAAACACCUGCGCCAUCCGCGACAAGGCCGAGCAGAAGGUCUGGACGCGGCUUAGGGAUCUUCGCGGUAGAAAUGGAAAGGAGGGCCAGACCGUCGCCGUCUUAGGCUGCAUGGCGGAGCGGGUCAAGGACGACUUGUUCAGAGAUGGUUUGGCGGAUCUUGUGGUGGGCCCGGACGCGUAUCGACGGUUGCCGGCGAUGCUCCGCAGUCAUGAACAGUCCAUCGACGUGACAUUGGAUCGCAGUGAGAACUAUGCUGAUGUACUACCUACGAGAGUAGAGCAUACGGCACAUGGCGCGUUCGUAUCCAUACAAAGAGGCUGCGACAACGCUUGUAGCUAUUGCAUCGUACCUUAUGUCCGCGGAAGAGAACGGAGUCGAAGCGUCCACACCAUCAUUGAUGAAGUGUCAGCUCUAUACAACGGUGGAGUGCGGGAAAUAACACUACUCGGACAGAACGUGAAUUCGUACCACGACGCGAGCACGGAGUCACUCAAACAACAAACACGGGAAUAUUCAACAGGUUUUGUGCCCUUCGUCAGGAGCGAUAAGAAAGACUCACAAACAGGCGUGCGCUUCGCCGAGCUGCUGGAACGGUGCGCCGCGGCGGCGCCGGACGCGCGCAUACGGUUCACGAGCCCUCAUCCCAAGGACUUCCCGGACGACGUCCUCGAGACCAUCGCGCGCGUUUCUAAUAUAGCGAAGCAGAUCCACAUGCCGGCUCAGAGCGGUUCGGAUCAAAUGUUGCGGACGAUGCGGCGCGGCUACACUUGUAAGGCCUACCGCUCGCUCAUACAACGCGCUAGGGCUGUGAUCCCGGACGUGGCUUUAUCCUCGGACUUCAUCGCGGGGUUCUGCGGGGAGACUCAUGAGGACCACUUGCGAACCUUGAAGCUUAUCCAAGAUGUAGGUUAUGAUAUGGCCUUUCUGUUCGCUUAUUCCUCGCGCGAGCGGACGCCGGCGGCGCGGCGUCUGGACGACGACGUACCUAAUGAUGUGAAGAAGAGGCGCCUCCAGGAGCUCAUCGACGCGUUUCGGACGGGCCGCGAGGCGCGAAGUAGGGAGCGCGUCGGGAAGAUCCAUUUGAUCCUCGUCGAGGGCGCGCCGCGGCGGGACCGAGGUGCAGAUUUGGUGUCUGGUCGAGACGACGGCAACCGCGUGCACGUCUUUCCUUCGUCGUUACCGGACGGGACUGAGUUGACACCGGGCGACUUCGCGCACGUGUUAGUCGACCGCGCCGAGGGCGCCACGUUAAUUGGCGUGGCGCUGCGGCGCGCUGCGGGCGCGGGGGACCGACCUCUUGUUGAUGCGGAGACCGGUGCGGAAUUUUUGAUUGACGAACAAACGGGCGCGUCGCGCUGGGCCGCGGAGCCGCCCCUUGUCGUUGCCUCUUCAAGGGCGCGGCCGCCGGUCGCCACGCGGGCGUUCAGCACCAGGGCGACCGCAGAGGACGCCAUCGAGGGCAUCCUGGCGGCUUCGACGCCAUCAUCGGUCCUCGGCAUAGCCAAAAACGCGACGGGCCGGGACGCGCGGGACGCGUUCCUCUCGGCGUCAAGGCUCGUGCAUCCCGACGUCUGCGCCGACGGGCGCGCGGGCGCGGCCUUCGCGGCGCUGGUCGAGGCCUACGACGUCUUCGCACCGAGCGACGUCAAAUACGACAUCAGCCAGGCGGAGUUCCAGGGCGACGCGCUGACGACGGCGGCGUGGAUGUGGGACGACGCGGCGGCGGCGGCCCGAAAGCACAAAGCGCGCCACACGCUCGAUGACGACGGCCCGGGACUUGGCCCGGGGUCAUAUAGUAACUAGCUGUGUUGUUUAAUCCUACGAAGUGAAGUCGAGCGGGCGAGCGUCGGGCGCGCGAUGCGGCCGCGGGUUGCCGCGGCCGCCGCGCCGCCCAGACAAGCUCAGCUCUUGCACUCCUCCUUGCUCUCGCCGACGUCGUCGCGCGACCCGCGGCAGGGCUUCGCGGUCCUAUAGGACCGCUGGUCGCCGUCGUUCCAAGUGAGAAAAUCAAUAUCCGCCUGACUGACGCCGUUCGCCAACAGGUCCGCGUGCGAGACGCCGUCGGCGAGCGCCUCCUCGAUCGAGUUGUAGCCGUGCGAGGCGCCGGCGCCCAUAUUUGUCGUGCGGUCGAGGGCUCACAGCGGCGCGAUGGUACGGGUGCGGUCGAGCGCUCACGGCGGUAGCGCGGCGUGAGAUGCUUGCUGGUGCGGUUGCAAGCUAUGGGAGCACGGGCGCGCGGCGCGGCGCGAACGGCUGCCCGGGGGCGUUCGAUCAGUACAAAUUAAUGCGAAGAAGCUGCCGGGAACGCGUCGCGGCGCGGGGCUGCUCUAUAAUGGAUCGCGAUGCGAAGACAGCGCCACACGAG
This is a messenger RNA of Pelagomonas calceolata, 2833 nucleotides long. Lineage: Eukaryota; Pelagophyceae; Pelagomonadales; Pelagomonadaceae. The record is from the annotation of a GenBank genome assembly.